Coniosporium apollinis CBS 100218 is the source of this 3585-nucleotide messenger RNA. RefSeq lists its product as uncharacterized. The record is from RefSeq and is a predicted model, not a curated record. The transcript is spliced from 3 exons. Lineage: Eukaryota; Fungi; Ascomycota; Dothideomycetes. Bases 1 to 3585 code for a protein of 1194 amino acids.
AUGGAGGGUAUACAUGGCGUCGAUGUCAGUUGGCUGCACCAUACAAACAAGGACCAUCACCACAGGUUCCAAGCUCCAUCAUCGCCCGGCCUUCCUCGUGACGCCCCUCCUCCCACCUCCUCUCAUGGCGGCCUGCCAACCCCGCGGAUAGAGGAAUCGAUAGACCCCCUCGAAAAAGACCCGCAAAAUGGCGCGCCUCCUCAAGUGCAGGAGCCUCCCAAACCUCAGCCUGAGAAGUCUGAAACACCCGUCACUCCGCCUCGAUCAGGGCCUCGACGGCCAAGUUUGCUAGCCCGCGGCAACUCCGACAAGGCAUCCAGCGGCGCAUCACCAGGCUCUGGAAAACCUAUGUCUCGGCGCAACUCGUGGUUGACAGGUCUCACCUCCAAGUUCUCCUCUUCACAAACACCCCAACAAUCGAGUGGCGCAAAUGGUUCUCAAGACGCAAAGACAAAACCAGACGAUAAACCACUCUCAGUCAAGUUCACUGGUCCCAAAUAUCUAUCACCAGCCCGCACCGACGCGGCGGCACAGGCGGAGAGCACCGAGCCCUAUGUGCCCGCGCCACCGAAGGGUUCGAGCUCCUCAUUCCUAUCCACCGCAUUUCGACGGUUAUCAUCCAGUGGUGGGCAGGGCGGCCUCCCCAAGGCUAUUCCGAACGGGGGGAUGUGCCCGAGAAAAGUGAUGAACGUAGACCCCAACAGACAACGGUGUCUUGUGCCCGAACUUGAUCAGUCGAAACUACGGCGGGUCGCAUUCUGCGUAGACGUGGAGAUAGCUGGCGGUCCACGAUACAAGGAGGAUGAGGACGACGAGACUGACGCCGCAGAGAAGAAACAAAAGACGAAGGACAUGAAGCUGAAGGAGAAGGGUGAAGGAGCCGCUCUGAAGAAUCCUCAAGCUGUGGCGGAAGAGAAGGACAAGGCCGGGGUUGUUGAAGUGAGCAAGGAGGUCGUGGGAACCGAGAAUGCGCCAAAUCCGGAGGGUACCGUCAUUGAUGGUGGAAAAUCAACCAAGAAGAAGGAGAAAAAGAAGCGAUCCGAAGCUGAGCGUAAGGAAAGAAAGGAAAAGAAGCGCAAGAAAGCGGAGGAAAGUGGGUCGCUACCGCUGGAGCUCACGCGCAAUUCGGAUGAGAGCAGCGCCCAGCCUACUCCUUUGCCCUCCGGCGUGACGACACCAAAACCACAGGACAAGCCCACCACCGACCCACUCAGAAUAUAUCGAAGAUGCUGUCAGCUAAGAGAAUCACCAAUACUAAAGCGGAUUACCGAACAGCUUGGCGCAACCACAGACUGUGCUAUGGCUGAGCCAGGUGUCGUUUCCAGUUUAGACCUGACAGGUUCCCGAAUGCAGCUGGCGGAUGUGGUAACGCUCAGUGACUGGUUAGCCGUGGUCCCUGUUAAGAGACUGAUACUCGAAGACUCAGACCUGACCGAUGAAGGAAUCAGAGUGAUUCUUGCCGGCUUGCUAGCUGCGAAAGCGCCUGAGUUCAGCAAAGGUCGCGUCAACUACUCAAACGGUCGGGCCAAGAACUCCAAAGUCGAGGAUAGGUCUGGAGUAAUAGAGAAGCUAAACCUCAAGAAUAAUCCUCGGGUCUCGCGCGACGGCUGGAAGCAUAUCAGCUUGUUCCUCUAUAUGUGUAAAUCGAUCAAAGCCAUCGACGUUUCCAUGAUCCCAUUUCCGGACACCCGUUCCUCGGAUCUUGCCUCAGGAAACAACGCAUCGGAGUCAACAGACACUGCCGAGAUAUUCUGCAAAGCGUUGUCCGAACGGCUGGCGGGAUCCCAUCUAGAGGAACUCCUCAUGGCAGAGUGUUGCUUAAGCUCUCAGCAUAUCCGCAAGAUCAUUGACGGCAUUACUAUGAGCGGGCUCAAAAGGCUAAGCCUUGCCGGAAACAGUAUAGACGACGAAGGGCUGGCGCAUGUUGUCCGCUAUGUUCACUCCGGCGUGUGCCAUGGACUGGAUCUUGGCGGCAACAACCUACGGGGCCGGCUCCGUCCACUCUGUGAGGCUAUGAGCCAGAGCUGCCCUCUUUGGGCUUUGUGUCUGGCUGACUGCAGCCUCUUACCGGACUGUCUUAAGAUACUCUUCCCGGCGCUCGUCAAACUUCCCGAUUUCCGCUUUCUCGACUUGUCGCACAACAGAGACAUCUUCGCCUCCCAACCAAGUGCUCUCAGCACACUCCGAAUGUACCUUCCUCGACUCCAGGGUCUCAAACGAUUACACCUUAUGGAUGUGUCCAUGUCGCCCGCACAGGCCAUUGGAUUUGCAGAAGUGCUUCCCGAGAGCCCUCAUCUCGCGCAUCUCAACAUUAUGGAGAACCCAGAGCUAUCCAGGCUUGCGUCUGCUACUGAUGAAGCUGGGCAAGAAGAGGCUUGUGCACUCUAUGCAUCAUUGAUGGCUGCAGCCCGUGUCUCGGACUCUAUUAUCUGCAUAGAUAUCGAUGUACCGAGUCAGCAGACUAGUGAAGUCGUCAAAGCGCUCGCGAAGCAAGUUGUUGCAUACUGCUUGCGCAACAUGGAGCGCUUUACGACCGCUGAAGCGAUCAAGACGGCCGACACCGAAACCGCCAAGAGGCUCAGCGUAGACAAGGAGGUUGAGGUUCCUGACGUCCUCUUCCACCUUGUCGGCCACGUUGAAGGCAACCAUGAGAACCAUGAUGACGACGAGCCAGCGCCCGACGACGACUACAUUGUGGGCGGUACUGGCGUUGUCAAGGCGCUGAGCUACUGUCUGUCAGAAAAAGCAGCUGACUUGCGACGGGCAUCGCUACCUCGGAGUGGAACAACGACGCCGAGGAAUCAUGUCCUGCAGACCGAAACUGGCCAAGCUAAAGCGAGGAACAUGUCAAAGCACCUGCUCGACAGUGCCCGCAAAAUCCGGGCACGCUUGCAGCCUGCUCUGGCUCGUGAAGCGAGAACUGGUGACGACAUGGCAUACAGGCGUCUCCUCUUCCUGGACAACACCCUCCAAGGCAUGAUCCAGCGCUUCGAAGACGAAUACCCCGAAACCCGGCUCCCAGCUCUACCCACCAAGGCUCCCACCCAGCCCUCUGACGCCGCAACCGCCUACUCCGCCUCGCCGACCGACUCCCUCGUCAGCGCCAGCGAGCUCGCCAACUCUCUCACCUCCGUAGGCACAGACACCAUCCCCAGCGCCCUCAACCACCCCGACUCCGACCUCUCCGACGACGACCACUCCUUCCGCGACCGGCACAACUCCGACGUCUCGCUAGCCGCGAAAGCGCUGUCCAACGAAGAAGGCCGCAUCCACCGGCUCGGCCAGCGCGUGCGUCGCGACAUCCUGCACGCACACGGCAGCGGCGGCAGCGGCAGCGCGAGCAACGAGCAGCCGGAGCCGCCACACCUGGCGGCGCUGCGGGAUAAGUUCGAGGCCCUGACUGGGCCGGAGAUCAGGGAGGAGGUUGCGCGCGAGGGGUGGGAGGAGACGGCCAGGAAGCUCAGCGCGAAUGCGGAGGAGUUGGCACGGCUGGAGAGGGAGAGGCCCGAGGAGUUUGCUGCGUUUAGGGAGGCGCAGUGGGCGGCGCAGGUUAAUACUCAGCAGAGUGGGUUGGGGUUUAGGUAG